AUGGUGAAUCUUAAGUCCUGUGCAAGCUUGAUCAAUGGCUCUGCAUUAUGUGCAAUAGAGCAAGAUUUGAAAGCAGAGAAUGUUAAUGUCAUUGCAGAGAUUUCAGCCGAGUUACAAAGGGAAAGACAGAAGAAUGCAGAGCUUAUGAAGAGAAUAUCAAUACUUGAAGCUCAAACACAAGAAAGAGACAAGGACUCCCUGUUCUCAAAUAGACAAGGUGGUUGUCUUAUUGCAAGGAGAAGAGGCUAUAAGAAGUUUAAGAGGCAAAAGAUAGAACCAAACGAGAAAAAAGGAGACGGAAACAUCAAAUUGGCGACACUGACAAAGCAUGACACGCAAUGCCUACAGCUCAAAGACGCAAAUGUAGAAAACCACCUUGUCAACUGGAUGAGCAUGGAUGGUGUACAGUUUCUGGAUUUUGAAAAAAUAAAAGAUGGUGCUUUUGCUGCAGAUUGUUGUGAUGAUGAGCAUGAUGGUUAUUUUCAUGAGAAUGAUAUUGGCAUGGACAAAGAUAGAGAAAAUGGUGAGAAUGUCCGAGUUACUGAAUUAGUAGAAGAACGUCUUCCAGAAGAUUAUGAUGGUAAGAGAUUAAACUUAGCAUGCUUGGAAAGUUCCUAUGGAGGUCAGGGUGAACCAAAAUUUUCACCGGUGAGCCAAGAAAUGAAUAAAUGUCUGAGCAAAGAUGGUUUAUCUCAUGAUGUAAACCCUGUCAAUAACAAGAUGGAACUUAAAAAGCUCAAUGGGAAAGAAACCAAAAUGAUUGGAGGAUGCCGGGAAUCAUCAAAGAUAUUUGCUUCUGGGAAGGAUGUCGGUGGAUUUGGGAGUAUGAUAACGCAAAAAAAGCUCCCAAAGGUAGCUUUCUGUCCAAAGGAAGUGAAGAGAAUAAUUGAGUUAAAAGGACUCCUAUUGAAGAAUGCUCAGUCCCACACCAUUAGGAAAAUCAUAGUAUUUGCAUCUCUUGGAAUAAGGCAUGGGUGUGAAGAUAUGCAUGAUUUAAACUUCAACCAUUUCAGCAUUCUAAGGACGGGAGAGCCAUAUCUGUCUCCGGAGAGUCCUGGGGAGCACGUUCUAUAUGAGAAUCCUGGUCUUCGGAGGAAGGUCUUUUAUCCCAACCGACAGAACCCAACAUUAUGUCCCGUUCAAAUACUUGAAGAGGAGAAAUCCAUGCGUCCAUCUGAUGCAAGCUGCCCAUCAUGCUUGUUUCUAUGCAUCAAAUACGGAGGACAGACCAGAAACCUUCCCCAAAAUGAAUAUGUCAGGCAGCGGAUGGGAAGAAACAAGCUGAACUCAUUUGGGCCAGUGAUAUGUCGAAUGGCAAUGCUUGUUCACAUUCGCAGUGGGAGCUUCUUCUUCAAGGCCUUGGGUAUCACACUUCUGUUUAUGGCGAGUUUUCCCCAUGACCUAGUUCAAAGGGAAACCAAACACAGGAACUUGGGCCUCCUUCAAAAGUAUUACAGGACAGAUAAGGAUGCUGAAGGGGAGGAAUUAUUUCUUCCGCGUCCAGUUAAUAAUGAUAAUCAUGCUCGUUCCAAUUCUCGGCAUUCAACUCGGAAGACAAGUUUAUCAAAAUCAAAAGGCAAGAAACACACAAAUUCAGCCAGCAGGCCUACUAAGUCGCAGAAAACCAUCCUACAAUCUGCCCCUCCAUGCUCUGAACCUUAUACGCAAUUCGGGCUGCUGGGGUAUUCCUCAAUUCAGACUCCUGCCAUGGCAGCAUUUCGGUCCAUGCCAUCUCCGUCUCCAAGAGGCUCCGAGCCAAUUUCAAACCCUGUGAUCCCAAGUACUGGUUCUAACACCUCCUACCAAAACCAAUCUCCAUAUCCUAUGUUCCAACAACAUCCAGUAAAUUCUUUCAUGCCUAUGAUAUUUUGGCAUCCUCCUACUGCAUUCCCUCCUAGUUCUUACCUAUCUUCAUAUGGAUACCAAUCUUUUCCUUCUGCUGGAAAUUACCUUCCAAUCCAUCCAUAUCCCUACAACCAUCCCUCAUGCAUGCCUUUGGUCCCCAGAAUGGUAAAAGUCACUGGGAAGGUCAAUGCAGCCUCAGAGGAAGCUGACAGCAGCAACUCCAAUAGCAGUUCAAGCAGUACAAAAUCAAAAGAGCAAUGAGUGACCUGGUAUAUUUACUUGUAGCUGUGAAAAUUUCUCCCCAGUUAAGGAAUGGUCCUGGAAAGCAAGUAAGCAAUUCAAUGAAGUCAUUUGUGAAGAACACUCCUAAUCUUGCAAGGAUUGAUACUGCUUAGACUACUUAAGAUAAGAAAAAUGAUUAUCCUUAAGGCAUGAGUGGUCAGUCCCAGAACUGGU
Messenger RNA from Ilex paraguariensis (yerba mate), 2301 nucleotides. Lineage: Eukaryota; Viridiplantae; Streptophyta; Magnoliopsida; Aquifoliales; Aquifoliaceae. The record is from the annotation of a GenBank genome assembly.